Molecule: messenger RNA, 621 nt
Organism: Aureobasidium vineae
Lineage: Eukaryota; Fungi; Ascomycota; Dothideomycetes; Dothideales; Saccotheciaceae
Source: the annotation of a GenBank genome assembly
AUGCCUCGCCUGCUUAUUCCAGUUGCUCUGCUAGCUCUACUUGCUAGUACUGUCCAUGCUGCAGCUUGUUCGCUCUGUCCCAUAUCAAUCACCUACACGACACCACCCGGCUGCUUGGCCCUAAACUGCCUUCAGCCUACCUGCACCGUGACAACCACAACCACCAUCCCAACCUCCUACUGCAGCACAAAGACUCGCACAGCAUGUCCCCGUUCCUGCGCUCCUUGCUCUACCGAGACCAUUACUGAGCAAGAAGACCCUAUUGUGGUUCAACCAACCAUAAACCCUUCUGAUCCCACAACAACCACUGAGCCAAACACCACUAUCAAUCCAGGCGGCCCGAUCGUUGUUACUCCUACUGAUGCGCCUUCGUCAACUGCAACUGGAGAAUGUGCUCCGUAUACGGUUACGACUACUGCUGCUAACCCGGCAUGCACAUUCGAUACUUCAGACUGCAUUAGACCGCUAUGUGUGAUUGAGACGACGACAACGGUGCCUGCAUGUGGUGUUCCUGUCACAGAGACCGAACCUGCAGUGUGUCCUACCGCCUGUCCGGCUGGUUGUGCCACAUUUGUCUAUACGACCAGUGUCGUGCCCACUUCCUCUGCAGCUUUGGACUGA